AAAAAACUCCGAGCCAUACUCACAAACCCUGCCUGUCAGGGGGCCUUAGGUAUUCUUCCCAUUCCCACAAAGUUCCAGCAAAUAUCUCAUCAGCUCUUUCCUGUCACAGGUGAUUUUGCUGUGUGUGAGACAUGCAGGCUCGGCCGGGGGAAAUGCAGGAGGACAUGCAUGGACAGUGAGAAGAUUGCGGGCAAGUGCAAGCUGAACUUCUUCUGCUGUCGGGAGAGGAUAUGAACCCAAGGACCAAUGGCCUCGGGACCUUAGAUGCUGUGCUGAAUAGAUGAAGUGAACAUCCGUGGCUUCAGCAGGCCACAGUCAGCGCCGUUCAGACCCAUUACGCCUCACUCGGUUUCUGUGCUUCAUUCUAAUCUUAAGAUGACCAAAAUCAAAACAGCAAUGAAUGCCUUCUACACAAGUAGACACAACUGUACAUCUCCAGAACACUUAUAACUUAUAAAUGUUCUUUCGAGGAUUUUCUCAUAGGGCUCAGGGUCAACUGAGAGUGUGACUAUCGUUCUUAUUUGUAUUAGAUCCAGCUAUUUGAUUUGUGUUGUUGCCUUUGGUAGAGCAAAGCUGGGAGACAAGGGGCAGUAUGUGCAUCAUUACCUCUUUCUGUGUCUCUCUCUAACAUACUAAUUAUUAUGAGAUUAAUAGACAAAUGAAAGUGUCAUGCUCCUCUAUGUUGACAGCUUUGUAGUUCCACAAAAUACAAGAAAAAUUCACUCACUUGAUUCUUGAUGAGGUAAUGUAUUAUUAUCCACAGAUUAUAACAACUAUGAUGUAUUUUUACAACCCUCAUUUACUCUGUUAAUGUCUGUGCUCCUGAGACUGCAUUGUCCUUGCCUGCAAAAGGAAAUGAUCCGAGAUUAAUUAAAAUGUCUAUUUGCAUACGAUAUCUGCAGAUGAAAAACUGUAACUUUCACCUUGUGAAAUAAAAUCUGUAGCU
Molecule: messenger RNA, 946 nt
Organism: Grammomys surdaster
Lineage: Eukaryota; Metazoa; Chordata; Mammalia; Rodentia; Muridae
Product: beta-defensin 35-like
Exons: 1
Biological process (GO): innate immune response
Cellular component (GO): extracellular region
Source: RefSeq, a predicted model, not a curated record